Arthroderma uncinatum is the source of this 7515-nucleotide messenger RNA. RefSeq names its product 1-phosphatidylinositol-3-phosphate 5-kinase FAB1. The coding region runs from base 1 to 7515 and encodes 2504 amino acids. Gene Ontology annotation, cellular component: endosome membrane; fungal-type vacuole membrane. The record is from RefSeq and is a predicted model, not a curated record. The transcript has 2 exons. Gene Ontology annotation, biological process: phosphatidylinositol phosphate biosynthetic process. Gene Ontology annotation, molecular function: 1-phosphatidylinositol-3-phosphate 5-kinase activity; metal ion binding; ATP binding. Lineage: Eukaryota; Fungi; Ascomycota; Eurotiomycetes; Onygenales; Arthrodermataceae.
AUGACAUCCAAUCCUCAAGAACCGCCGAGCCCCUCCGCGUCGUCGAUAUUUCUUCCGCUCGGUAGGAGGUCCCGGCGUGGUUCUCACACGUCCAUCAACAGCGAGGCAGAGAAGGAGAACCUAACCGAGGCUCUCGAUCAGAUACAUAGCGCGGCGUCGCAGCUGGGGACUCUUACCGUAUUCAAUGAAUAUACAAACCCUCCAGUUCAGUCGGUGGCGGCGGACAAUAAGGGCCUUGUGGGAGACCUGCAAGGCGGGCUGAGUGGGCUAUACAACAUGUUCAGGGCGUCUGUUGGCGGCGUUAGAGACAUGGUUGGCGGCCCAGCAAAGCCAUCGGAUGUUGCCUCCCAGGAAGUUGGAAAUAAUGAAUCAUCAAAGCCUCCCGGUGCUGGCACACGGCCCGCAGAGACUUCGUCUACUCACCUGGCUUCCGCACAAGCUUCUGCCACAAGUUCCCCUGUGUUAGGCACAUUUCCGCUACUUCAAGAAGGCAACCCCAGCAACCUUCCUAAGACUUCAAGGAUCUCUUCCAAAGCUGCGAGUAUUUCAUCCAAAGCAUCGACACCCGCCGGUAAUUCUCUAAAAUCACCGCUGCUCCCGCUUUCGAAAAUGCACACUCCUGCCACAGCGGACCCCACUGUUACUGAGAUAAAUGUGAAUGCUGUUAAAGAUGGGUUGAAUCAUCACAGAAGUAAUUCUGGCAGCCUGUCUACCAGCCUGUUAAUGAAUUCAGAUUCGAUGCCGUCAGAGCGGAAAGAUCGAACUCCCCACUUAUCAUCAAGUCAGAUAUCGCAGGAAUCAGCUGCCGGCGGGCGAUCCCAAUCACCGGUGCUGUUGGCAAAAUCAAGCGGCGACACAUACAAAGACUUCCAGGAACCCGAGUCUAGUCGAGCUAAUUUCUCCGAAUCAGUCUCUCAUGAUGGAUCUGUUUCCCCUAAAUUAUAUUCUAAUAGCGCGUCACGGAGCGGCUUGUCUGAGCUUGAUUCUUCCUAUUAUGCAAACCAGCCAAAGAAUAAUCAGGCGGGAAGUGCUCACGACGAUCACAUUCGUCGCAAGGAAGUUUAUGCUGGAGACUUGAAUGUAUCCUUCGCCACAGAUUCUGUACCAACCUCCGUCUCGAAUAGUAUGUCAAAAUUUGAUAGCUCAACGCAUGACGGAAACACUAUCACAACGUUGGAUACUUCAAUCUCCAUGACCGACCGUGGCAUCCCAUCUGCACAUUCCUCCAAGGCCUCAAUAAGUACAUCUCGCGAAAAAUUACCUCCUCGCGUUACCCAGCCCCAUCUGCCCAGAUUCGCUUUUCCUGGUAUUGCGUCCUCAGAAUCAUCUCAGACGGCAUCUACUGCUGGGAAUUUUUCGACAAAAAAUGACGCUAAAGAGACGGAGAAAACGAGUCAGACAAACAACUAUCCGUUUUACCCACGAUGGAGCCAGAGUGAGGCACAUACUGGGGUUAAAAACAAACUUCUUAGCAAAGAAUUCUGGAUGCGGGAUGAGAACGCAAAAGAUUGCUUUUACUGCGGAGAACCAUUUUCGACCUUUAGAAGAAAACAUCACUGCAGAGUAUGUGGACAGAUUUUUGAUGCGAAAUGCACCACCCUUAUCUCCGGGGCAUCGUUUGGGUAUUCGGGCUCCAUACGUGUUUGCAAGCCAUGCGACGCUGUUAUAAACGCUCCCAGAGACGACGAUUCAUCAGAGUUUUCUGCAGAUGAGGCUCGCAGCCCUGUCGUUAUUAAUACUCGUGCACCUGAAUCUCUUGGGAAUAACCUCAGCCCCAACUUUCCAGGAGAAGAGGAUGCUGGUUCUACUGUAUCACAAUCAUUAGACCACGUCUUGAAACCCCCAACGAUGGCAAUCCCCGCAACACGACGUACAGGGGACGGAAACCAUAGGCGGUCAGCUAUUCUAGAAAUAGACUCGGAUCGCCAACUCGUAAGGCCAACCUCGUCAAGGUCAUUGAAAUCGGGAAUGAGUAGAUCUCAUUCAGUUCCGCACAAACGGCAUCAUUCAAGAACCCAGUACAUUCGCAACUUCAAACCAUACCAUGAUGACAGAGCACCAUUUCAACGGCGUUUUGGGGAGGAUGUUAUUGGCGAAAAACUUCCCGCAUUUCAUCGAGAUAAUAUUAUCGACCCCGACCUAGCUCAAUACCUCUCUGAUGAUGCUUCAAGUGAAGACGAUCAGCCAAACUUAUUUUCGGUCGUAGGUGAUGGUACGCUCUCUCGGAGUGGCGGAGAUAGUGAGAAGGCUGCUUUUAAUGGAUUUCUUGCUGCCGUCAAAAAGGGACGUUCUCGAUUUGGUGAUAAGAGCGGUUUGUACCCUGCGCGUGACGGAGAGGAAGGGAGCGUCAGCAGCUCUCGAGCUGUUAACUUACCCCGUUCAACGCGAAGGCGAAAUUUGAGCGUUGCGAGCAGCAUUCACCAAAGAAUAUCCCCUCGGGCCUCAAAGGAUAAUCCAUCCCUGCAUUAUAUACAUGACCAUAGCGCUCCCCCAUUCACCGUUCCAACGAACUCUGCAACUAAUGGGUUUAAAAUGACAAGGAGCGCUUCCAUGAGAGGUGCAGGAGCUCCCGCUAUGGAACUAAAUAAAGCCAGUUUAGACCAUGUUCGCAAACUCCUACAUCAGCAGCUACGGGAUACAUCAGUGCCGAACUUUCAAAGUUGGGAAACCGCACUUCUGCCAAUUCUAUUGAAAGCCACUGAUGAUGUCGAGCCUGACGUACAGCGUGGUGACGAUAUGGAUAUCCGGCAUUAUGUCAAACUAAAAAAGAUCCCAGGAGGCCGACCUAGUGAUACUGCAUAUGUUUCUGGUCUAGUAUUUACGAAAAAUCUAGCACUAAAAAGCAUGCCCAGGAACAUAUCGAACCCUCGGAUUCUAAUCGUGACAUUUGCCUUGGAAUAUGCACGUCAGCAACAGCACUUCAUGAGCCUGGAACCUGUCAUUCGCCAAGAACGAGAAUUCCUUGAAAAUCUUGUCAACAGAAUAGCAGCCUUGGGCCCCAAUUUAUUGCUCGUCACAAAACAUGUGUCUGGCCUAGCUCUUCAAUUGCUAGAACAAGCGAAUAUUGCCACAGUCUGUAAUGUCAAGGAGUCCGUUAUAGAGGCGGUCUCGCGAUGCACUCAAACUAGGAUCAUAACAUCCCUAGAUCGCCUCGCCGCGUCUCCGUCUUCUACUGGCCAUUGUGUGAGUUUCGAUCUUAAAACUUAUGUUCAUGGAGGCCGGAAAAAGACGUACAUGUACAUCUCUGGCUGUCCGAAGGAGUUGGGUUGCACCAUAGUCCUUCGAGGUGCGAAUAAUGAUGUGCUCAUGAAGAUUAAACGGAUCACGGAAUUCAUGGUCUAUGUUGUCUACAACUUGAAACUCGAGACAUGCUUAAUGAGGGACGAAUUUGCGAAAAUCCCUUCCUCCCCAUCAAAUAUGGCCGGGUCUGGACAAAAGAAGGGCCAACAGGCAGAGCUACAAUCGGCCAGCAGCGUUGCUUCUGGCGCUGCCAACGACGAAGCUCCUGGUAUCUCGGAUACGAAAGGCGAAAAUUCGAGAGACGAGGUCUCCGCACUUGAGAAACCAACGGUUACGACCACCUCACAAAGACAAGCUGACGAUACUGAAUUGUCUAGCGAUGUCCCUGCCCCAGCUUUCUACGAAGAUAUGGUAGAAAAACACCAAGUUAAAAUCCUCUCAGCAUCUCCUUUUGUGAAGUUCCGCCAACCCUAUCUCCUUAUGCGAGCGAGGGAGUUAGAACGCCAACUAGCUUAUCUCAAGCGCCUCCGUGACCAAGACUUUUCUCAAGAGCCUACCUCAGACGAGAAAUCAAAAUCAGAGAAAUUUUUCCUGAUCACACCAGAGAUGAUACAUGAAUCUCUGUCUGGCGCAUCCAGCAAAGUUAAGGAGGUCGUCCAUGCCGUUCAUGAUGCCGAAUAUGACAGGGCAUUGCAUCACUAUCAAACCCAAAAGAGGCAAUGGGAGGCAUAUAUAUCUGGAAAUAUAAAUCUCUUCGAUCCAUAUGCGCACCAGAAUAUCGUUGUCUUGUAUAGCUUAGUCUGUACAAAAACAUCGAUCCCUUGCUCUGGCCCUGAUACUUUUGCCCUUGGCUUCUAUAACCAAUAUGAUACCGAUAAAAUCUUUGAAGGGGAUUGUACCCUUGGGCAGUACGUCGAGGAUCUAUGUCACAGUGCUAACGCCGUUUGUACUGCAAAUGGCUGUGAGGAAAGAAUGUUCGACCAUCAUCGUCAAUAUGUCCAUGGCGAAGCGCAAGUCAGCGUAUUUGUUCAGCCUUAUCCCUCGAAAUUACGCGGCCUUCAGGAUACAAUCUUAAUGUGGAGUUGCUGCAAAAAGUGCGGUAACGAGACCCCGGCUAUGCCAAUGUCAGAUAGUACCUGGAGGUAUUCAUUUGGAAAGUACCUGGAGCUCUCAUUCUCGAGUGCAGACUUGCAUGCCCGCGCGGGUGUUUGUCCCCACGAUCUACAUCGAGACCACCUGAGGUAUUUCGGCCUCAAAGAUAUGGCCCUUCGGAUACAUUAUGAUCCCAUUAAUCUGUUGGAAAUCAUUGUCCCGCGACCACGGGUUACCUGGAAGGUGGAUAAAGCCCUCAGGGUCCGUAAUGAGGUUUACAUUGCGGCGGAAAAAAGAGUGAACAAAUUUAUGAUGUCCGUUAAAGGGCGUCUUAAAUCUAUAAAGGUUGAAAGUGUCAUGCCUGAGAUGGCACAAGCCUGUCAGAAGGAAGUUGAGGCGCUCAACAAACGGGCCAACGAUGAUCACAUCGCUCUUAUCAAGCAGCACCAGGCGCGAUAUAUGAAUAGUCGAUAUUGGGAAGUCAUCCCUUUGAACACUGUCAUCAUCUCAACCCAAGAAAAGGUUGUGGAAUGGGAUGCUAUAUUUGCUGAGUUUGAACGAAACUAUUUUCCCUCUGAAAAAGAUAUUAGACGAUUGGCAACCUUGCAGCUGAAGAAAAUAUUUCUCGAUAGAGACGUUUCCGUCACGUCACUCACAUCAAGCGAAGACUCUGGGGCGACAGCAGUAGAGACGGAAGAAGGGACGGCAACGCCAUCGGGCUCCCCUCGCCUAACAAGGAGAAUGACACUAUCACCGCAAGAAGCGAAAAAUAUGUUAGCAUCUGUGGUGGAAGAACACACCACGAAGCCGAGGAAGGAGACUGAACCUGAAGAGCCCAACCCACAAAGCCCGACGCAAGGUGCAGAGUCUCAUGGGUCUGGUGACUUAUCGCCUAUGAAGCCCAUACUUGCGUGUCAAAAUGAAUUCCGGCACUUGGACUUGGUCAUCCCAUCAAACUUGGUAGAAAAAUUAUCUCCGCCACAGGUGCAGCCAGACUUGGAGAUACAUCAGCCUGUCAAUCCCACCACUAGCCCCGUGCCCACAAAUUCGGCGGGAAAUGAGCAAGAAAUUCCAAGUGAGCCUCGACUGAGCAGUGAUGAUACGCCGGAUAACCAGGAUGCUGCCGACUAUGUUGCACGCCCUUCCGGUCUCCCUCGUCCCCGUGAUAGAGCACUCAAUCAUGGGUUUAGGGCAAAGUCUCCGCCAUUGAUGAGGGCGCAAUCACAACCGGCACAUCUGCAGCAACAGCUUUCUAAUCCAGUGCUAUCUCAAGAAAAGCUUCAGAGGCCUACUGGGGAGAAGGGCUCUGACGGCAAUAAGGGGCCAUUCACGUCCAAAAGGCAGCGUUUUUCAGAACGACUGAGGCUAGCGGGUCUAAAAUCUCCGAAAUUGCCUGGUGGUCCUUCUCUAAUACCACGAUCGGUCACGAAGAAAAGCUCACAUGUAUCGUACCUUACUCGUCAUUUCGAGGAGCUAAGCCGAGAAUUCCAAAAAGAGCGGAUCAUGCAAAAUCAUCGGCGGGCUGCACAAGGCAAACAAUCUCGCGCCUACCCAAUGGCAUCUUCCAAGCCGAUUGUCGAAGUGUACAAAAAUGUCAGGGAUGCAGUAGAGGAACGAGAGCCUGGUGAUGAAGACUUUUUGUCUAAUACACCCACCGCGAUAUUACCAAAGGAACCUGCAGUUCUAGUGGUCGAGGCUACUGAAAAUGUCGAACCUCCAGUUGUUCGACCAGAAACCCCUGUUAGAGGUACCCAAGAGUCUAGGGUAUCGGACGAAAGUUUGCGUGAGGGCGACCAAAUCCUUUCAGGGGCGGAUGGUGAGGAUGAACAUAGUGAUGGCGAGAAGAGCUUUUUAGAAGACGAUGGCCAAAAUGUCGAGGCAAACGAAGAAACAGUUCCGUUAUCCCCAGAUGAAAUUUCCUUGGAUCUCAAGGAGCUACCCAAACAUGAACAAACGUCGUUAGUCAAAAUGCUCACGAACUUUUGGGCUGAGCGUUCUGCAAGUGGAUGGGCUCCCUUGGAUUAUCCGCUAAGCGAUUCCGACCAUAUUUUUGCUGAUUGUGAUAUCAUUGUCCGAGAAGACGAGCCAAGCUCGUUGAUUGCAUUUGCAUUAAACUCUGAGGAUUAUCAGCAAAAACUUAGAAGCAUCCAAGAGCAAAACGAAGCGGGCGAUUCGGUCAACGUUGAUGCGGAGCCCGAAGUUGAACAAUCAUUGCUUCGAAGUACGGGAACACAUCUCAAAUAUCAGUUUCAAGAAGGCCAAGCAAAGAUGCUCUGCAAAGUAUUCUAUGCUGAGCAGUUUGAUGCUCUUCGCAGGAAGUGUGGUGUAGCGGACCGAAUUGUUGAAUCGCUGUCCCGGUGCAUGAAAUGGGAUUCCAAGGGAGGCAAGACAAAAUCCCUCUUCCUAAAGACGCUGGAUGAUCGGUUUAUCCUGAAGUCACUUUCAACAAUAGAGACACAGGCUUUCUUGAAAUUUGCGCCAGAUUAUUUCCAGAUUAUGUCUGAAGCGCUGUUCCACGAGCUCCCUUCCGUAAUCGCAAAGAUGUUCGGUUUCUACCAGGUAAUCAUCAAGAACCCGACGACUGGGGUAGAAUUCAACUGGUUCCUACUCAUCAUGGAGAAUCUAUUCUAUGACCGCAGUCCAACCCGAAUCUUUGACCUCAAAGGGUCGAUGCGCAAUCGAAAAGUUCAGAGCACUGGAGAACGGAACGAAGUGCUGCUUGAUGAGAAUAUGGUCGAGUUCAUAUACGAAAGCCCGCUGUUCACCCGAGAGCAUUCAAAGAAACUACUUAGCCAGAGUGUCUGGAAUGAUACCCUAUUCCUCGGCCGCCAGAACGUCAUGGACUAUUCUCUGAUGAUUGCUAUCGAUGAAGUUAAACAAGAAAUUGUAGUUGGUAUUAUCGACUGCAUUCGAACUUACACUUGGGACAAGAAACUAGAGUCGUGGAUUAAAGACCGAGGGUUUGCCGGGGGUGGAAAAAACAGGCCCACGGUCACCAGUCCUAAAGAGUACAAGAGCCGGUUCAGGGAAGCAAUGGCGCGAUAUGUCCUUUAUGCCCCUGACUCCUGGCACCAGUUCCAUGUUGCAGACCCCGACAGGCGGUCCCUCAGGAGCCAUAAUCAAAGCAAGAGUACUAUAGCCUCGCAAAAUAAACUACCAGACGCAGCCGCACCCCAACCUUAA